This is a messenger RNA of Cylicostephanus goldi, 477 nucleotides long. The record is from the annotation of a GenBank genome assembly. Lineage: Eukaryota; Metazoa; Nematoda; Chromadorea; Rhabditida; Strongylidae.
AUGGAGUCAGAAGAUCUUUCAAAGGAGCGAUUUGUGCGAGUGCACAGCUACCUCGAGGAACGGGCAGCGCAAGUAGCUGAUCUUCUACAGGUGGUAGACAACUCCAAUCUUGUUUCGGGUGAAGUGACCAAAGGUCCAAGAACAGCUGCACAGAGACUUCCACGUCAUAUGAGAAGGUGGGUUUUCGGUUUUCUGCCUAAGACUUUUGUUAUGUUUACGAGUGAUAUUUCCAGGCGCGCUAUGGCUUACGAAGUUCGUCGUUUUCCGAAAGGUUUGCGCAACUUCGCUGCUCCAUUCUUAGCCACUUCGAAGCAUCGCAAGAAACCUCCAAGCAGGUUCUUUCGCAGGAGAUCUAGAAAUUUAUUGUUGAAUUACAUCAGAAGACAGCGUAGGAUGGUUUGGCUUGAAACACACAUCUGGCAUGCGAAACGAUUUCAUGUCAUUGAUAGGUUUGCCAACUUGAGUAUCUGGAGAUAG